Molecule: messenger RNA, 1620 nt
Organism: Exophiala bonariae
Lineage: Eukaryota; Fungi; Ascomycota; Eurotiomycetes; Chaetothyriales; Herpotrichiellaceae
Exons: 1
Coding region: 1-1620 (539 amino acids)
Source: RefSeq, a predicted model, not a curated record
AUGGACUAUCAUCUUAGCCCUGGCGGCUCAUCCCCGCCUAUAUAUGAUGACUACAGCCCAACCUCUCAAAACCGAUCUGAAAGAGAGCCAACCACUCCUGAUCAGAAAUUCAAGCGUCGAAGAUUGGAUUUUUCAGACUCUAGCAAUCACAGCUUCACUGAAGCAACCCGUGCAACAAAUGCUCCAGUUCCGACAGUCAGUCCUCGCCAAUACUCGACCACUUCCUACAUGGCUAACCCCAACCACUUUGGCCACUAUGUUGUGUCUCCCACUCCACCAAUUCAAUACUGGGACGAGGAAGCCGCAUUAGAGUAUCUGUCGUCUGGGAAUGGCUUCGUCCAAGACAUGCGACUUGCUGUUGGGCCACCUCCCCCCAUCCGAUAUCAAGUUCAACAUGGGCCUACCGCCACGGGUCAACCACUCUACCAGGCACCAUCAAGUCUCCCAAAUGGUGGUCCUCCACGACCUGUCCCCAACAUCACUCCGAUAACGAGUGGUCUACGUCCACUUGCUCUUGGAACAUUCCAGCAGAUGCCUGAUCCUGCGUUUCACACCCCCCCAUAUCACGUUCAUGUUCGCCCAGGUCCCGAUGCAGGCUCUUACACAUAUGACGCCCGUGAGAUGUCACGCCUUGUGAACUUGACGGCCAAUUUGCGUCCUCCACCACUACCAUAUCUUUCAAACGAGGCGCCCAAACCCAAAGCCAUUCCAAAUGCAAAUCAAAUUAAACUGAUCCUCAGCCGAGCGACCCAGGACAGCAUCGAUGCGUUGGUCGAGCACAAACGAGAGUGCCCUGCCUGCCAAUUGGACUUUGAACCUGACAACUUCAUGGCCAUUAUCAGCUGCUGUGAUACAGCAAUGCAUGCCACAUGCCUCUCUGCGUGGGUCAAUUCCCAAACCUACGCCAAAAGCAAAACAUGUAUGAAAUGCCGCCGAGCCAUUGAUGCGAGACGACCUCUGAACAGUGUUGUUCCUCCUGUAUCCGACCAGAACUGGGACGACGGUGCGGACCUCAAUGCCCCAGAAGCAGUCAAAGGCGAUCAUAAGAUUGAAGUCAUUGUGAGUGCUCGUCCAGAUCGAGUGCGUCGCCAUGUGAGAAACACGAUCCCGAGUCACGCAUAUUCAAGCCAUGGAUACACAAGUUCCAGACCUAGUUUCACUUCUGUGCAUCUACCAGAAAAUCUACCUGCCGAAACCAAACGCCUCAUCGCUCAAGUACAGCAAGACUCAGCAGCCGAAUUCGAAUCCAUGAGACGGCGACUCCGCAUGAUAAUGUCUCAGUCUAAUCGAGCUUCAGCAGAAGAGGAUCUAUCUAGAAGACAUCUUGCAGAAGCUCGGCAAUCUGCACCCGGAAAUCCGGCAGACAAUCUUGAUGCUUUGGUUCGAAAGUGCAGUGAACUGAGGGCAACUAAGGAGAAAUGUGUUCAGGAAACUCGUGCUUUACAAAAGACUCUCGAAAAUCUGCCAAGAUUCCAUGAACGAAGAGUGAUGGCACUUGUUGAAACCGCAAUGGGAAAUCUACCGCGUGAUACUGCUGCAAGCAUCCGAACCGCCCCUCACGAAGUUGAUGAAUCAGGCUCCAUUUCCACUUCAUCAUCGCAAUCAUCAUCGUCAGAGUAA